CGCGAGGGGUACGCAUUGCUCUCGUCGGUUUGAUCGUACCCGGGCUCGAACGUCGCGACGCGCGAAAAGCACACGCCGCGUGAGAGUGCCCGCCGCACUGACGGCCCGCGUUUCGAUUUUUUUUUCCUCGCUGACGCGCGUCAUAAAAAAAGUGUGGUGUGCUCGGUGAAAUGACGGCACAUUGUGGAUCACAAUAAUCGGACGGCGAUCGUGGGGUGACAGUGCGAAGGUGGCAGGAGGAGGGAAGGUCCGGUGAGCAUUGCGGCACGAUAACAGGACUUGCGACGUACGCUAUUGUCAUUAAACGUUGACGAGAAAUGGCACGGCGGGAGUCUCGGUGAGGAAAGGGCGAGGGUGAAGCCCUCGCAGGAAAAGGGAGCUAUGGUGAAAAGCUUGGGUUUCCUCGCCAGAAGGGCGCCACCUGCUGUCCACCUUUUCGUCGUUUUGCUCGCGCUCGCCCCCGCUUACCACGGCGUGGACCUCUCCCAAUGCAUCGCACCGCUCGGCAUGGAGUCCGGGACGAUCCCGGACACGGAUAUCAACGCCAGUUCCAGCUUCGACACCGGAAACGUCGGACCCCACCUGGCACGAUUGAAAUCGGAGAACCUCGGUGGUGCCUGGUGUCCUAAGAACCAAAUCACCCAGGAAGCUCGAGAGUGGCUGGAGAUCGACCUUCAUACUAUCCACUUGAUCACGGCCACCGCUACCCAGGGCCGUUUCGGAAACGGCGUGGGUGUUGAAUUCGCAGAGGCGUAUAUGCUGGAGUACUGGAGGCCGCGACUGGGCAAAUGGGUUCGAUAUAGAGACAUCAAAGGAAAUGAGGUAAUACAGGGUAACACGAACACGUAUUUGGAGUCCAAGCACGAGCUGGAGCCGCCUCUGUGGGCGAGCAAGAUCCGUUUUCUACCCUACAGCUAUCACAGGCGGACGGUUUGCAUGCGGGUCGAGCUCUACGGGUGUUACUGGAGCGACGGUGUGGUGUCCUAUUCGAUGCUCCAAGGCGAUAAAAGAAGCAAUGGGUGGGAAUUCUUCGACGCGACCUACGACGGGCACUGGGACGGCGAGUUGCGCCGUGGCCUGGGUCAACUGACGGAUGGCAGAACGGGGCCUGAUAAUUUCAAAAUGUACUAUGAUAACGAUCGCGCCCAGGGCUGGGUGGGCUGGAGGAACGAUAGCCGCGGCCAACCGGUCGAGAUCAAGUUCGAGUUCGACAAAGUCAGGGAAUUCUCCGCCGUCCAUAUUUACUGCAAUAACGAAUUCACUCGAGGCGUCCAGGUGUUUUCGCAAAUUGACAUAUUCUUCAGUAUUGGCGGGAAAUACUACACGGGGGAACCCAUUACCUACACGUACAUGGAGGACAAGAUCUUCGAGACUUCUCGGAACGUCACAAUCAAGCUUCAUCACCGAGUUGGAAAAUUCGUUAAGCUGAGACUCCAUUUCUCGGAUCGAUGGAUCAUGGUCAGCGAAGUCACCUUCGAUUCUGGUGAGACAAAUAAUUCGACCACCGAAUCACCUAUCCAGAGUGAUGUCUUCGUCGAGAAGAACGGCGCCGCCGAGGGCGAACUACCGGUUUCGACUGCGAAACACGACGACCCCACGUACAUGGCGAUCGUGAUCGGCGUGCUGACCGCCGUAAUACUUUCACUCGCCGUAGCGAUAUUUCUGAUUGUUUCGCGACACAGGCAACGCAAGUGCUUCGCCAGCCCUAUGACUGGUAAAGCCCCUUCGCAUUUAGGAUCCACCUGCGCCACCGUCGAGAAAGGCGCAGCUCUGAUGGCGUACACCUUAGAAGAUGAUGAAAGAUACGCAGGCGGUUCUCUGCCGACUUUGCCUCUCGGAAAUCGUCUUCUAGACAUCGUGAAGUUGGACGACUACCAAGAGCCAUAUCAGGCACUAAAGUACGCUCCGUACUACAGCUACAGCACCGUCGUUAUGGAGAUGAAAGACAUGAUGCUGAACAACAAGGGCACCAACAUCAAUCACUCAGCAGUGUACGCAAACGGUGCAGUUGACACGUCGUACGAUUAUGCGGUACCGGAACUCGGCACGGUGCCCCUGCUCAAUCAGGAUGCCGGCGCCGGCCGCGGGGCGACCGUCUCCAACGCCACUGGCGAUCAGGACAGCUUCUUCUCCAAGAACUCGCGGACCAAGACCGAGGACAAGAAGUCGCCGACUCAACAGGAGGUACUCUCGGCCCUGAAGAGACGUCUGGAGCAGACCAGCGUACCGCUACGCCUUCGCAUGCUCUCCAAACUUGCCGAAGGCGCCUUCGGAACGGUAUACGUGGCGGAAGCUGAAGGGAUUCCGGAAUACGGGACAACGACUACCCUUGGCAAGCGACUCGUGGCCGUCAAGUUUUUACUACCGGAAGCCAGUGAGAAGGAAAAGUUGGACUUCCAAAGAGACGUGAGGAUUCUGGCUGCUCUAGAAGAUCGCAAUAUCGCACGAGUUCUGGGCGCUUGUUACCGCGAGGAACCGUAUUGCGUGGUGAUGGAAUAUCUAGAGCAUGGGGAUCUUUGUCAGUUCCUCAAGACGCAUAUCACUGCCGAGGACGCGCAUUCCAUGCCAAUUGGCGUCAAGACACUCAGUUUCAACUGUCUCAUCUACAUGGCGGCACAGAUCGCGUCGGGCAUGCGGUAUCUGGAGAACCUGAACUUCGUUCAUCGAGAUUUGGCUACUAGAAACUGUUUGGUCGGUAAGGCUUAUCAUAUCAAAAUCUCGGAUUUCGGCACGGACAAUGAACUGUACGCCUGCGAUUACUACAAGGUCGAUGGAACCAUGCCGUUGCCGGUACGAUGGAUGGCAUGGGAGUCAAUAUUUUUGGGAAAGUAUACGACCAAGAGCGACGUGUGGGCUUUCGCAGUCACCCUCUGGGAGAUUUUGAAUCUUGGCAGACGUGUCCCCUACGAACAUCUGUCCGACGAAGAAGUGGUGCAGAGCCUGCGGCAACUGCAUCAUGCCGCUGACUGCAGCAACGCCAAUCCCGAAGACAGUUGCAAGGAAGAUCCUAGAAACGGCUUCGACUAUCUGCCUCGACCCACCGCCUCCUCCAAAGACAUCUAUGAUCUGAUGCUCGAGUGCUGGCAACGAGAGGAGACUGAGAGACCGACUUUCCGUGAGAUAUCGCUCUUUCUGCAGCGGAAAAAUCUUGGAUACGCUCCAACGUCCUGAUAUUGAGCCCCGAGUUUCAACGAGCGCGACAUUCUUAAUAGUCAUACAAAUCGGAACAAGUUCGUUUCUGAAACGGAACGACGAGUGUACAAUGACGGACAAUGUUCUCAUCCGAGGUACUGCAAGAAAUAACGAGCGAAUAAUGAUCGAGUGAGAAGGACUGAGAAAAGAAGGCGAGAGAUACGAUGAGAGGACGUAUUACGACGUAUCGCGACAUCGAAACGAUAAGUACAACAAUGGAACUUUAUUGUCCGUCAACGAAACAAGGCUUUGAAACUUGGAGUUUACGAUAGAAAUCGAUCGUCCUUCUAUUUCGUCUCCCCAUUCAUACAUGUACUUUUUUCGGACAACGAGUAUUAGCAGACAGGAAAUAAAGUUAGAAUAGGUAGAAGAGUUAAGUGCGAGUUGAAUCUUUGAGAAUCUUAUGAUACGGGAUUUGUUGAACUACAAAUAGUUCAAGGUAUCGCGUGUCGCGUACAACUGAUCUUCGUAGAAUUCUCAGUAGCGAGACUGUUCAAGCAUAUCUAAUCGAUUUAGGACACGAAGUACGGAUCUCGACGCGAGUAUUCACGGCAGAGUAUCAUGCGAAGAUCUCUACUGGAAUAAAUCUAUUAGGACUCUUUUCGAAAAUGUAAGAAAAGACAAGAACGGACGCGAAUUUGGGAACACGACAAUCGAACGAGAGCGGAAUAAAAAGAGUUCGUCGUAGAUAACCGCUCGGCAAAGAAUCUCUGAGGAUAUUUGAAGGAGAUUGGACGUUUGUGAGAUAAUGAAAACUGAGGAGAAUUCUCUCAUCGGGAACUUAGGAGCAAUAUCAUGUAACUGUAAUACAGUUGUGAACAUUCCUGCACGGAUAGGUAACCUAUACUGCGCAAUUAGACAAUUACGCAAAUAGGAAGAAUCGUUACUUAAAGAUUAAGGCUCCUUCGGGAUUAUAUCAUUUUGAUUAAGGGUUCGAUGAGAAAUGUGUAAAUCACAUUGACGUACGGCAAUAUAGCAGCUACGAUAUUAGACGCUACGACUGUUCGAGUUAAUAUCGUAAAGCAUUAUAACUGUAUUUUAUGAACGUGUGGGUGCCUAUUUCUCCCUUUCUCUUUAUCGCUCUCCUUUACUCUCUUUCAACAUAUAUUGGUAUCGUCCCCAGACACUCUGGGCCUAUUUGUGAGACGAAUCUACAUGUGAUUUACAUCGUGAAAUCCUUUAUCGUCAUAAGACAUAUCGCGAAAUGGCGAAAUAAUUAUCGUGACGCAUCAAUGAAUUAGCCGAUAAUAAGGAAAUUAAACGUCUUUUUAACAAUACUUUCGGUUCGUAUCUAAACAGAGAUUUAUGUGAAACGUAAUACAUGUGGGAAUACUGAAUAACUUCAAAAGCAGUUAAGUGACUGUAAAGAUUUCUCGAUAAUACAUGUUUAUUCGAAUGUAACUACUGUAAUCACAGUUAAUGUGAAUGAGAUUUGUUGUCAUAACUGAUGAAUAUCAUACGUCGUAAGCGUAAGAUAGACGAAGGGUAACGUUUUACCUAUUCUGCAUUGGAAGAUGGUAAUAGAUUACGUAUCAUGACUAUGACACAUCAUAAUUGUAACUUUAUAUGAUAGGCGGGAUCAAUGAAAUUAGAAUAUUGUAUAUAUAGGCGUAUCGUAGUAAGGAGCGUUAUUAUUACAUUUUUUCAAGAAUGACGGGAGAAAAUCGAAUUGUCUUUGAGAUAGCGCCACACGCGCUCGCUUGUAAUUUGGUAUUAAUGUGGAAACGAUGGCAAUUGUUUAGCUUCCGGUAAGUUAUAUCCAUAGCAAGUGGUAAUAGGUUAACGAAAGUUUAACAUAUCGGAAUGUUCUUAUAAAAUUUAAAAAGGGAAAAUGCGCGAAGGAAAGAGCGAAUUGUAAUCGCUUUCAAACACAUUGAAAUUAACGGGCUUAUGUCCGUUGCGCGUUUUCAUUGUACUCGACUUCGAUAAUAUAUUUCGAUUGAUUUUAAGUUCCGUGUAUUUAUACCAGAUGGACACUAUUGUAACUUAUGCGAUAUUUAGCGGAUAGACGAUGUUACCGUUAUAUCAUUAAAAUACUAUUUAUAUAAAUUAACAUAAUAUACCACGUAAGGAGUAGAGACGGUACGGAGGCAUAGCCAUACGUAGUUAAAAUAUACGCGUUGAAUUUAAACGUAACUGGAAUUGCUUCUAUAUCACCGAAAUCGAGAUCGUCUAAAGCGAGUGGAAGAGAAUUAUAACUAAUGCGAAUUCGCGUAUAAAUUUACGAGGUAAGAAAUAGGCAAUACCAAUUUUUGAUCUUGCCAGAAGUAAAUAGUAAUAGCCAAUCGAUUAAGCCUAAGAUCGUUAAGUCUAAUUUACAUUUUGCAUAAAAGUAUCGGAUGAUCAACAGACAUAAUUUCGUGUUAUCGCGAAACGUUUUGGCCAAUCGAUUUUUCGCACCGAUUGUGACUGAGUUGAAACACAAUAAUAUUAUCCAUCUCUCUCGUUGGUACAUUUUUAGUCCGAAGCAGACUGCCAUUAUAUUUCUAGAUGAUAAUAGAAAAUGAAUUGUAGUUGCGUUUAGAUUCGCCAAUAUAAGCAUAACGCUGCCUUUGGCUAUAUUGUUGCCCUUUACUGCUAACGAGUAACUUACUUGUCUACUCAUGUGAUAAUUUAGUAUAUUUCUACGUAUCUACCUGUACCUACCAAUUCAAAAAUCUUCAUGGCGAAAGGAUUAUUCCAAAUUACUUUGUUUUUACUAUAAAUUGUAGUUCAGACAAAAUAUUAUCUAUAAUCAAUUCUA
Molecule: messenger RNA, 5935 nt
Organism: Mycetomoellerius zeteki
Lineage: Eukaryota; Metazoa; Arthropoda; Insecta; Hymenoptera; Formicidae
Product: discoidin domain-containing receptor 2
Exons: 16
Coding region: 382-3171 (929 amino acids)
Biological process (GO): positive regulation of neuron projection development; positive regulation of phosphatidylinositol 3-kinase/protein kinase B signal transduction; positive regulation of kinase activity
Cellular component (GO): signaling receptor complex; plasma membrane
Molecular function (GO): ATP binding; collagen binding; protein tyrosine kinase collagen receptor activity
Source: RefSeq, a predicted model, not a curated record